GUGGAGAGAUGGGAAGCUGGUUGAAGUCCCUUGGAUCCCUGACAUUUAAAAGUGGCCUUUAGCUAGCCUAAAUACAAGACUGCUAAAUUCUAAGGGGCCUUUUGUUGUUUAUUUUAUUAAAUUGUAUAUAUUUUGUGAAAAAAUAAAUGGUUUGUUGCUAGAUUCUUGGCUCACAGUAACGGUUUGUCUGACAAGUAUUUUCUGGACACCAAGGCCGUGAUCUAGGCUCUGAAGUUAAUGUUGCAGAAUUGGCUUCAAAUUACCCUUGCUCUUCUGGUUAUGCAGAUUUUGCUGGUCAUUCUCUCAUGCCUUGGCAUAUCAAUACAAGACUGUGCCUAGUUAUAAUGGCUUAUAUACAUGACAAGAUAAAAUUAGCGUAAAUGUGUGAAAGAACAAUAGCAUACUCAGGCAACAGGAAUUAACUAAACAGAUGGUAUCCUUUUGGUGCAAUACAUUUCUUCUUAAUCAUGCUUCUGACAAAGUGGGCACUUGUCCAUAAAAGCUUCAGCUACAAUAAAUCUGUUAGUUUCUAAGGUGCCACAAGGCUUCUUAAUCACAUGUGUACACUGGGUUUGGCAGCUAGAAGAUUCAGGGUCCCUUCUCUGUUCUUGUUUUUGGUGUGAAUUACUGACAUAACAGUAAGUAUAAGUGUGGAUAAAGCAUACAGUGCAGCAUUCCAGUGAAACUGCUGGAAACUCUAGUAAGAGAAGAGACAUUGUACUAUAUCUUUGGAUUCUGUGUAACUAUUUCCUCCGCAAUUAGGCAUAUUCAGUGGGUAUAUCAAUACCAAUGACGUUCCAAGUAUCUGAGCUGUAUAGAAUGGAGGCUAGGGAAGAUAUAACUUUGUGUUCUAAUGACGUUUUUCCUUGCACUCCCUAAAGCCUGUUAUAUCUUGGGAAAAUCUGUUGGUUUCUUGAAAUAAGUACUACCUCCUACAUAGUAUGGGCACAGAGAUCUGUAGCUAACAGUCCUGUUAAUUGGUCUGAAAUUCAGCUUAAAAUUGGUUUUUUUUAGGGUGGCGCCAUCGCUGCUCCCCUUGUAUGGAGUAGAUUGUGUUACUUUCCUUAACUAACAAACAUCAAAACAGACAGGUCACUGGCUGCAGGUGCUGAGAAUUUCUAUGAGAAGGAAUAUCUUGUAUAUUGAAAGAAUGGAAGCUUCUUGUCUUGAGCUUGCCUUGGAAGGGGAGCGGUUGUGUAAAGCAGGAGACUGUCAAGCUGGUGUGUCUUUCUUUGAAGCAGCAGUUCAGGUUGGAACAGAAGAUUUGAAAACACUCAGUGCAAUUUACAGUCAGCUGGGCAAUGCUUAUUUCUACUUGCAUGAAUAUGCAAAAGCUUUGGAAUAUCACCACCAUGAUUUAACCCUUGCAAGAACCAUUGGAGAUAAGCUAGGGGAAGCUAAAGCAAGUGGCAACUUGGGGAACACCUUAAAGGUUCUUGGGAAUUAUGAAGAGGCAAUUGUCUGCUGUCAGAGGCAUCUUGACAUUUCCAGAGAGCUUGAAGACAAGGUUGGUGAAGCAAGAGCACUUUAUAAUCUUGGAAAUGUGUAUCACUCUAAGGGUAAAAGUGUAGCCUGUGCAGGCACCCAUGAUCCAGGAGAAUUUCCAGAUGAUGUUAAAGCUGCAUUGAGGAAAGCUGCAGAUUAUUAUGAGAAGAACUUGACUAUUGUGACAGAGUUGAGUGACAGAGCAGCCCAGGGCCGUGCCUAUGGAAACCUGGGCAAUACUCAUUAUCUUCUGGGCAACUUCAGGAGUGCUGUUAUGGCCCAUGAACAGCGUCUCUUAAUUGCAAAAGAAUUUGGUGAUAGAGCUGCAGAAAGAAGAGCGUACAGCAAUCUAGGAAAUGCUUAUAUUUUCCUUGGAGAGUUUGAAACUGCUGCUGAAUACUACAAGAAGACAUUACAGCUUGCUCGGCAGCUUACAGACAGGGCUGUAGAAGCACAAGCUUGUUACAGCCUUGGAAAUACAUAUACCUUACUUCAGGAUUAUGAAAAGGCUAUAGAUUAUCACCUGAAACACCUGGCAAUUGCUGAAGAACUUAAUGACAGAAUUGGUGAAGGAAGAGCAUGCUGGAGUUUAGGGAAUGCAUUUACAGCACUGGGAAACCAUGACCAAGCAAUGCAUUACGCAGAAAAACAUUUGGACAUUUCAAGAGAAGUGGGAGACAAAACUGGAGAACUAACAGCUCAACUUAAUCUCUCAGAUCUUCAGAUGGUGCUCGGUUUAAGUUACAGCACAAACAGCUCAAUGAUGGCUGAAAAUCACAUCUUGGAUAACAGCUUAAAUGGCCCUAGACCUCGGGUUGGACGUCGCCAUAGUAUGGAAAACAUGGAACUUAUGAAACUAACCCCAGAAAAGGUUCAGGACUGGAACAGUGAAAUUCUGGCCAAACAAAAACCGCUACUUCCCAAGCCUUCAGCAAAACUACACUUUGUAAAUAGAUUAAAAGGCAAAAAAUAUAAAAACAUCACUUCUUCCAAAGUUCUCCAGGAUGCUAGUAAUUCUAUUGACCAUCGGCUUCUGAAUUCUCAGAAGAAAAACACUGACAUGCCUGGAGAUGAAGGGUUCUUUGAUUUGCUAAGCAGAUUUCAAAGCAAUAGAAUGGAUGAUCAGCGGUACUGUUUCCAGGACAGAAAUAGACUGACAGCUACAGCAUCUUCUACUCCAUCAAGAACAAUGAAAAAAUCCUUUUCUGCUUCCAUGGUCUCACCCCACACAGAUGAAUUUCUAGAUUUACUUGCUAGCUCUCAGAGCAGACGUCUAGAUGAUCAGCGAGCCAGUGCCAGCAAUUUACCAGGACUUCGUCUUAAUCAGCAUAAUAGUCAGUCAGUCCUUGGCCACUUGAUGGCCAGUGGUAACAGCGAGCCAGAUGAUGACUUCUUUGACAUCUUAAUAAAAUGUCAGGGUUCUAGACUGGAUGAUCAGAGAUGUGCACCACCACCAACUGUUACAAAAGGACCAACUGUACCUGAUGAAGAUUUCUUCAGCCUUAUUUUGAGAUCCCAGGGAAAGCGAAUGGAUGAACAGAGAGUCUUUCUACCUUCUGAAUUAAAGAGACCAAGUUCUAGCUAAUGAACUUCUUGCAAAGCACAUUGCAGAACAAAAAUAUCAGGGGAUUAUAUAGUACUGUAACAACGUAUUUUUUUUUACUUUAAUAUACAAGAAACUAUGCCUUUAAAGGAAAAAUAUGUAAAUUUGCAAUCUUCAAAAUACUAUGUAAAUUUACAUAAGAUAUGGUACAGUUGUU
Messenger RNA from Eublepharis macularius, 3245 nucleotides. RefSeq names its product G protein signaling modulator 2 (gene GPSM2). The transcript is spliced from 14 exons. Lineage: Eukaryota; Metazoa; Chordata; Lepidosauria; Squamata; Eublepharidae. Bases 1121 to 3070 code for a protein of 649 amino acids. Gene Ontology annotation, molecular function: protein binding; GTPase regulator activity. The record is from RefSeq and is a predicted model, not a curated record.